Molecule: messenger RNA, 8934 nt
Organism: Oncorhynchus gorbuscha (pink salmon)
Lineage: Eukaryota; Metazoa; Chordata; Actinopteri; Salmoniformes; Salmonidae
Product: upstream stimulatory factor 1-like
Exons: 11
Coding region: 7177-8115 (312 amino acids)
Biological process (GO): regulation of transcription by RNA polymerase II
Molecular function (GO): protein dimerization activity; RNA polymerase II cis-regulatory region sequence-specific DNA binding; DNA-binding transcription factor activity, RNA polymerase II-specific
Source: RefSeq, a predicted model, not a curated record
CGUAGUAUUAGUGGUGAAUGCGCUAUAUAAUACCGGCGGGCCAGCUCUAGUAGUAAUUUGGUAUUGUCUCGCGGGCCAAAUAUAAUUAACCCGCGGGCCAAAUUUGGCCCACGGGGCCAGAGUUUGACACCCAUGCUCUAAGACUAUGGUAACAUUUCCUUUUCUUUUCCUCCCUCCCCGGGUGUAUCCUGGUCUUUUAGAAGACAUUUUUGUUUUAUUGUCUCAGCGUCACCCCCCAGCGUUAAUUAAUAACAGUCUAGUCUAUUAAUCAUUUGGACACUUUUGUACCUUAUUAGUGCUUGUUUAUCCUAUCGUUCAUCAAUUCACAUCCCGAUAGUCCUGUACCAACUGCUUGUUUGCUCUCUACUGAUCCACACAUCUAGCUGCUUCACAGCCACUACACCUAGGCUCACACCCCUUUCUAGAUUAUGCAGGGAACCAACCCCGCUGGGAUUUACCCACAAGGACUUACCUUUUGCAGAUUCUAAACUGCUCAGGUUUACCUUCCGGGCCUCACCCUUUUUUUGUAUAGUAAUCACAGGUACUAACCCACUGGGAUUUAUCCCCUAGGACUUACCUUCUAAACAGGUACCAACCUGUUUGGGCUUACAUUCCGGGACUUACCUUUUACUAUAAAUCUAUGACAGGUAAUAACACUAUGGGCCUUUUAAAUAAACUCAGGCUUCCUAAGUCCGUAUCCUAUAAUUAUUCAGCCUACGAUUCUCAUCUCCCCAAGAUGUCAAAAAGAGUGGUAACAGGUGUAGGAACUUGCCUACCUUAUUGCUGUGCCGGCUCCUGUUCCACUGAUUUGGACUCUUUGGUUUGAUAAAAAAUCGUGGUGAAUCCUGCCGACAACGCCAACUGUUAGGUUCUUAUUUUUCAGAGUAAAUAACUCACGGACACUAGAGAAGCUUAACCAAGUUUAGUUCUUCCCAAAGGGUCGAAACAGCUCUAUUCAGACAGCAAAACAUUUCUCACCAUCACAGUUAUAUACAUCCUACUUAAAACACUUCUCCUUCUCUCCCAUCCUUACAUUUUAUGGUUCUACAGGAAGAGAAUUGUAGGCCUACUAGCUAGUGGAGGUGCCGGUGGUGAUGCUGAACUGUCAGAAUUAGCAUCGCCAUCAGGAACUAUUUCCCCCUCAAUCCUCCAGCACUGACAGUUCUUUGGCUCACACAUUUUUUUAAUGUGGCUUUUCCACGAUUCAAAUUCAGUAGGGAGACGACUACACUAUGUGACGUGAAUACAUAGGGACCUCUUCACUAGCUGACCACCACUACCAAGAUCUAUGUUAAGAUCAGUUACUGAACUCCACUGGCCCUCCCCAUAACCUCUAUGUACAAAUAAGAGAGCAGGUUUUGAAUCAUUGUGGCAGGAUAGGAUGAUUAUAUAUAAGGAUCACCGCGCUUUUACAUGAUGGUCUUUCUGGGGGGCGGGAUAAAUAAGGAGGAGUCAACUUAAUUUAUUAGAAUGUCAACAGUUAAUUUAUUAGAAUGUCAAAUAAUGAAUAAGUCAUGCCGCGAGAGGUACAGAAAAACUCUCACAUCUAGUGGAUAAAAAAAAUGGUACAACACUGGUACAUUUCAACCAUGAGACUUGACGCAGGAUUAACAAUGGUAACUUCAAACCAUGUCAGAUUUAACAAUAUUGGAUACCUUACUGUACAUACAGUACCAAGAUAUACAUAACAAUACAGCCUGUGUCACACUUCAAUCAAAGUGUGUUACCUUAAAUGUUUUAAACAGGCCUAAAAAAACAAGAAAUGCUAUCUGAAGUGGAUGGUGACUGCAUUUCCAUCUAUGUACUUCCUUCCCCCACACACAUCCCUCCGUACAAGUGCCAUCUGUCAACUUUCAGUCCAAACCACACUUGAAGCAAAUUUAAACAUUGAAUUAAACCGAAAACGACUUCCCCCUAAUGUAUCCUGGAGAGGAAGAGAGAGAAAGAUAAUACCACAUGACACGAGGGAAAUGGGAGACACACUUUGAGAGCAUCAUUCCUAACAAGUGUAAAAAAACGAUCCAGUAGAGGUUACCUCAAACAGUUUGUAAAGGACACAGGGGACAUUUGGGACAUAGGAAUGAAUAAUGAUACAUUUUUGACCAUUUCCAAUUAUUACCACUCAAUUCUAUAGUUUGGGUAAUACCAGUGAUUUAAGAAUGUAAUUUAAUAUAAAACAAUAUAUUUUCAUAUUUUGACUACUAUCUGUUUCCAUUACGUGGCAUUGUAUCCAGAAUUUAAGUAGAUCCAAGUAAAUGUUUUUAGUACCGAAUAUCGAGUUGAUAAGCCAGCACUAACUUUUUGAAGGACUUCACAGAUUUGUUAAACAACAGGUUUCAUAUUUUGACUAGUUGAUGUCACAGGGACAGUCAUUACAGAACAUAUGUCAAUGCAAUAGGUCAAAAUGACAAGAUUACAAGAAAGGGUCUCUGGAAUUGUUUACUAUUAACUGGACAAUAUCAUAUAUUACAUUACACUAUCAUCUGAUGUGUCUGAAGUAUGAUUCUGUAUACACAUGGUUUAAUCAAGACUUCCUGAACAAGAUGGCCAUUUUGUUUAUUUUUACCAUGCAUUUUACCACACACGCCAGUACCCACACACAAACAACCUAUUUGUUAGUGGUGUUUGAUUUAUUGUGUUUUAGUGGGCUCUUCACGGGUUGGCACACACAUUACAUUUUCUGAAGUAUCUAUUGUCCGGGUUUUGGUUGCACACAUGUAAAUUAUCUUGAUAAGAAAUGUACUGAAAAACCCAAUGUAAACCUGGUACACAAAAUGUUUGAAAUAUCUUUUUUUUAAAGAGUCUGAAGUACAGGGAAAGAAAAGGGAAAGAAACCCUCACUUAUGGGGUUGAAUGACUUCUGACCUCUGAGUUAGGCAUCUGAGGCUUGAGCUGACAAAAGAGUUACAGUCUGCAUUCCAUAGACAAGAUGUGGUGGGUGUAACAGAGAUAGCCUGAAGGAGUAGAACAAAACCCUCAUUGAUCCUCAUCAUCCUGACAUCUGGGAAAUGGCACCAGAUGCAGAUUUAGUUUAUUUAGUAUUUUAUUUAACUAGGCAAUUCAGUUAAGUACAAAUUCUUAUUUACAAUGACAGCCUACACCGGCCAAACCCGGACAACGCUGGGCCAAUUGUGCGCCGCCCUAUGGGAUUCUCAAUCACGGCAGGUUGUGAUACAGCCUGGUUUCGUACUAGGGUGUCUUGUAGUGAUGCCUCCUGAGAUGCAGUGCCUUAGACCGCAGUGCCACUCGGGAGCCCCCGGAUAACAACAGGGUGUACCUGAAGUAGCUUAUGAUGCCCCCUGAUCUGCAUGGGGGGGGGGGGGUGUAACCAGCCAAUACUAAGCAUUUUUGGGUCCCCUAUAUAAUAACUGUUUUUUUUUUUCAUUAAAGGCUAAACUCUCGGCAACACACACUUCAAUGUGUGUGUCGAACAGCUUCAUUAUUGCAAUAAUUAAUCAAUUUUAAAUGAAGCUGAUUGUUUGAAGAAAUGACAGUCUCUCUCAGUACUAUGAAUUUCUAUGACACCUUACAGACAGAGAGCUUGAUUGGGUAAAGGAUAAGGUCUUUUAUAUGAAGAAGUGUAUUGCUGUUGUUGUUUUUGUUUGUUUUGUUUUUGUCUUGCUUCAAUACAAAUCUCACCAGAUUGUGUCUGCUGGGUGGUUGGGAUUUCUCCCUAAGGAUUAGCCCUCUGACUCCCUGACCCUGUAACUCUGUGGCGAGGUCGCCAAUAUGUUACCUUAAAAUGUUACGAUAAAACAGGCAAUGUGAGGGAAAAUGUUGUUGUCUCUAGAGAUAGCAUUGAAUUGUAAACAACAUCUCCUCUCCCUCUAUCUUGGUUUGUGCAGGUGACUGUGACCUCCUCCUCAGACCAAUUGGCAGUACUUCCAGAACAUUGUUCUGGGAACCAAAGGGGAUAUCUCAGUUUCAAGGUCUCAGCUUGGAGAGAAUAAGCCUUGUGAGGAACCAAACGUUAAUGACGAAUUAAUGAUUAAUAAUGUAAAUUGUGCAAUUAUAACUUGUCUGUGAAAGCAGUAUAUAAGAGAAAUAAUGGAACUGCCCCGGCAGAGCUCCCGACCAACGUGUGCUAUGGUGUAUUAAGUUUGUUGGAACCUCUCCAGCUUGCUGAUAAUAAAGGAUGAUUAAUUUAGGUUUGACUGAGUCCCUAAUGAAAAUUUCCAAGACACCAUACUGUGUCUUUCUCCUGCGGGCACAUUCUGAACCCCCACACCCACAAUAUCAGCAUUGACUGUAGCUUAACUGGAUAUUGUUGUAUUGAAUGUAAGAAAAUAGCUACGCAAAGGGCCAGAUAGGUUACCAUUUACAGUAAACACUGUUAAUUAUUAGCCUACUUAGUCAAUCACCAGCCUGACUGAAGAUCUAGCUAAGUUAGCUACAGUAAUUAAUGUAGAAAUCUCCCCUUUCUACAGCAGGUACCUCUGGCCAGGCUGCUUUAUCUUGCAGCAGGUUGAGAGACUAACGUUGAGAGACUUACUUCAUCUAGCUAGUAUGAGGGACAAACUAAUAUCCACUAGUUAGCAUGACUAUAGCCAGUAGCCAGGUAGCAAGCCUGCUAGCUAGCUAGCCAGUUAGUGCAAGCCAACUUUGUUCAGUUGUUACUGAGUUCGUUCUAUUGGCAUGCUUACUUCAUGAUUAUUUAAACAUCUUAGGUAACGUUAAUAUUUUUAUCUUCCUGUCACAUAAAUGUCUAAUCCUGUCUUCUGUGCUGCCGACACUGCAGCUCAACCCAGACCCGCUAUGCACCGUGAAUAUUAUAUUAUUGCAACAUGGGGCAUCUACUUCCAGGUAUGAAUAAAAAAAAAGUGAUACAUUUUGUAGUAAUUUGUUUUCUCUUACUCAAUGCCUCAUUUUGAAACCAUAAAAGAGAAAAUGAGUUGACAUCUAUCCCCCCCCCCACCCAAACUACAAAAAUUAUGAAUUUCCUUUUGUUAGGCCUUGCCGAGAUUACAGAAAUAGGAAGUAUCCUCUAUACUCGAUUUUUAUCUUGUCCUCUAAUAGGAAAUAUUAAUUGGCCAAAAAGUACAUGGACCAUGCUGGAGUCUGCCCAGAUGCUCAAAAGCCUUGAACAUCUCCAACUGACCAAUUUGUUGCCUCCAUUAUUCAUUUUUAGAGUUAUUUCUUAGUGUAGCUGCACUGUUUGUAAUCAGAUUUACCUUAUGUUUUGAAAAUGGAGCCACUGUCUCAAUUUGUAUUUGUAUUCAUUAUGGAUCCCCAUUCCCUGCUGCCUUUGAAGCAGCUACCCUUCCUGGGGUCCAGAAAAUUUAAGGCAGAUAAAAAAUGUUUUACAUUACAAUACAUUCACAACAGAUUUCACAACAUAUUAAGUGUGUGCCCAAAGGCCCAUACUUUACUACCACAUAUAUACAAAUCUAUGUUUACAUGUGUAUAUGUGUGUUUGUACACAUGUGUCUGUGCCUGUUUGUGUUGCUUCAGAGUAUUAACAACAUUUGCAACACUGUGACAUCAUUGCGUGAGACCAAUCAUUGAGUACGGCCAUUUGUAACCCCACCCACCGGCCUACUUGGUUUGAGGUUAGUACCAGAUAUCAAACAAACGGUAAGCCUUUUGGCUUAUCCAUUUAUGGUUUCAGGGUGGGUGAAAACAGAGUUGAGUGCUGUGGAAUCAGUGAAAGUAACCCAAAGUGGUCUUGUGAUAAUUAUUUGUGUUCCUGCAGGUCAGAGGGAGCAGGCACUCUGAGCCAAAUGACCGGGGACAAGAUAUGUGAAUCGUUUUGCGCUCACGAAAAGGGUGCCAUUGAAAGCAGUGAUUACUGGGGUAGCGGUAAAUGUGAAAGUGGACCAACUGAAGGGGAAGAUUCACUGGCUGCAGUCCAAACAUGUUCUUUUUACCCCCUCAGCCCUUGCGCUAUCCACACAUCUGUCACGCUGAUCCUCAAAACGGGGGCCCCUCAGGGGAGCGUGCUUCGUCCCCUCCUGUCCUCCCUGUUCACCCACGGCUGUGUGGCCAAGCAUGACACCAUCAUUAAGUUUGCUAGCUUCAUACUAUUUUUCUGACAUGCCGAAAAUGGAGCCUUGUUGAUUACAUUUGUGGAUUUAGUGGAGGUGGGUUUUUUCCAAGCAAAGUAUUAGGGAGUUAUACUCCAGUGCAGUUGGUAGUGCAACAUUUGUUGGAUGCCAACCACCUUUAAACCUCAUCGAAGAUAUCAAACGAGGCUGAAUAUCCUGCUUGGUUCCAGGAAUCAAGCGGGCCGUGAGCAAUUGGAAACAAAAAGAGGAACUGUGAAAAUCACGGCAGUGCAGUGGAAAAGCCGCCAUGAUUAAUUUGCUUCAAUACAGCUCAUAAUAAUGAAACCCAGAAAUGAAUUACCUUUGUUUUGUUCAGCAAUUCCUAUGUGGAAAAUUAAUGGGGAAAGAAUAGGGUUUGGGGAUUUAUGCCAAAAAUUAGGUCUGAGGUUUAGGAGAUCUUAAAAGUUUGAUAUUUAGUUAGUUAACAUUAACUUUAUAAAUUAUUUAGCCUUUGUGCUUUUUAAAAAUGUCAUAAGUGCUUCAAAAUUCACAAAAAGUGAUGUUGGCUGAUGAAGAUGAACAUAGAACAAGAAGUUAUCCUAAACCUAUGUUUACCACAUACCUUAUAUUUGGCGUUUAUCCAAAACCCUUACAAAAACACAAUUAAUUUCCCCAAUAGGCUAUGUACAACGCACCAUGGCAGAGUCAGUACCUACAAAAAUAAGCUAUUACUAUAUUGGAAACGACAGGCUGUGAUCGGUCUUGGGUUAGUUAUUUAAAAAAAUCGGUACAUGGCUUCCAUCUUUGACGACAUGUAGAGCGGUCACUCGACUAUCUUGUCAAUAUAAUAGAUAAUCUUUGUUUUAUGGAUGGGUGGACGAGCUGCGCUACAAUAUUUAUGGGUUAGUUUGACUUCAAUUGGAUUAAAUACUCUUUAAAUGGUUCGGUAUGAUGAGCUAGCGAUUUGGGGAAAUCUCCCUUGCUUUUCUAACGAAUUCUAGCACGGAAUGGUUGUUUGCAAGCUAACUAGCACAUUUGCCUUGUUUACAUUGCUAACGAUAGAUAGCUAGCUAACCAUUUUCGAGCCCUGCCGUCCAGUGUUUGAGGUUUAGGAUUGAAUUUGAAUAGGUGAAACUGUGGCGAACAGAAUCGCCGCUGCUGUUUUUUUAAAGGCAUAGAGCAGCAAACCGAGAUGAAGGGGCAGCAGAAGAGCCCGGAUGACGACGUUGACGUGCCCAUAAUCGAUGAAGGUGAGCGCCAUAGAGAGUAUUCUAUGAUUUAUCAUAAUGGUGCUGUUGCCACGGCCGACGACCCAACUGCCAUCACCACCAUCCAGUCUGCAGCCACCUUCUCGUCUGAUCAACCAAUCAAGUACCUGUUCAAGACCGAAGGAGGCGGGUUGCCGGUAGGGGAGUUGUACCCUCCCUCAGGGCAGGUGACGUACCGGGUGAUCCAGGUGUCUGAUGGACAGGUGGACGGACAGACAGACGGCGCCUCUGCUGUUAGCGUGGUGACGGGUUUCCCCGCAACGACACAGACUGUCACACAGCCGGUAUUUUCCCAGUCUGAGGGACUGGAGGGGGAAGCCUCAGAGACUCACUACUACUACCCUGUCACUGAUGCCACACAGACUACCAUGGUUGAGAAUGUACAAGCGCCAGAAACACUGCUCACUCAGAGCACAUCCACUGGUCAGCUAUAUGUGAUGAUGUCCCCACAGGACGUGUUUGGCGGAACAAACCAGAGCAAGUCAGAGCCUCCUCGUACAUCUAGAGAUGACAAGAGACGAGCCCAACACAAUGAAGUUGAGCGCCGACGCAGAGAUAAGAUAAACAACUGGAUCGUCCAGCUGUCCAAAACCAUCCCAGACUGCACCCUGGAUGCGACGAAGAAUGGGCAGGUGAGUUCCCAGAGUAAAGGAGGGAUCCUGUCCAAGGCUUGUGAUUACAUCCAGGAGCUGCGUCAGAGCAACGCCAGACUGGGCGAGGACCUGGAGAAUCUGGAGAGACUACGCAUGGACAACCAGUUGCUCAGACAAGAGGUUGAUGAUUGGAAAAACAAGAACCAGAUGAUGAGAAGCCAGCUGAGACAGAACGGCAUUGUGGGAGCAGCAGGUGUAGAUCCACAGUGAAGGAGAAGUGACAAAGGUGCCUGUACGAGGGCUCUGUUUGAAUUGCCAAAAUAAUACACCCUCCUUUCCUCACUUGAGGUAGUAACUGAUCUGUAUGGGAUUGGAGAGGUGAAACGUAGGGUCCCAAUGACACCAACCCAGUCAUCUUAUAUGUGUAAUUUCAUCUAGGAUGGAUUUAUUUGGAAAGCAUUCGAACAAGGUCUAGGAUGUUGUGGGCUGUUGGAAUACGACAACAUUGGUCAGUGGAGGCGGUUGUAUGCAGAGGGUUGCUUCCAACAAAUCUGGACUGCACUCUUUUUGGAUGUCCUCCGUGAUGUUUUCUUCCUUGACAAUUGUAUGGACACCCCAUGAUCACGGACAUUCAUCCUACCUAUAAAAACACUUAAGCUACACAGCAUAAUACUCAUGUCUGUGUUCUUUAUCACCUUUGAAAUCAAAUGUAUUUUGUGACCCCUCAAACAACUUGCCCAUAUAUGGGUAUUUCUACGCUCUUGCCACACAUUAUUUGAAAGAAAAAAUGUGAUGCCUUUUAUGUUUGAAAUGAAAUAUUUUAUGAAAAGGCUUAUUUAAAUGCUAGACUGAACCGAACACCAUUUCUAUUGGUUGACAGUUUCACUACCAGCUGACUGACACUGGUGUUCUCCAUCAGUUUGUAUCAGUCACUGAGCAAAUAAUGAAUUUGAUGGUUCUUUGUGUAUUUUUAGUUUUCCAAAAUUUGGACUAACCUAUUUCUGACAUUAAUACAACCUUCAGCCUCUAAUAUUAUUUUGUGUUAUAGGUUGAUUUGCUGUCAUUUCUAUUAAAUUUGUCUGAAAGAAA